Messenger RNA from Penicillium cinerascens, 7470 nucleotides. Its product is annotated as reducing polyketide synthase sphB. The transcript has 5 exons. The record is from RefSeq and is a predicted model, not a curated record. Gene Ontology annotation, biological process: fatty acid biosynthetic process; secondary metabolite biosynthetic process. Lineage: Eukaryota; Fungi; Ascomycota; Eurotiomycetes; Eurotiales; Aspergillaceae. Bases 1 to 7470 code for a protein of 2489 amino acids. Gene Ontology annotation, molecular function: phosphopantetheine binding; fatty acid synthase activity; oxidoreductase activity.
AUGCCUUCCCGAGAAGACGGCCUUGCUGGUCCACCCAAUGGGCAACGGGUUCAGACCAAUGGUACCGCUACCACCUCAGGAGGAAUCCCUCCCAUCGCGAUAUGUGGCAUGUCCCUUCGUCUUCCUGGCGGAUUAGGGAGUCCACAGCACCUAUGGGACUUCUUGAUGGCCAAGGGUGAUGCCCGGAGCCGCGUACCAGAGUCACGGUACAAUAUAUCGGCAUACCACUCUCUAUCAAAGCGGCCCGGCACAAUUGUGGCAGAGUACGGUUAUUUCCUUGAUGAGAGUGUUAAGCUUGGCGCGCUGGAUGCGUCACGCUUUUCGCUCAGUCGCGCCGAGCUUGAAGCUGCUGAUCCCCAGCAGCGGCAGAUGUUGGAAGUUGUGAGAGAGUGCUUCGACGAUGCUGGCGAACUCAAUUUCAAGGCCCAGCCUAUUGGAUGCUACAUGGGAUGCUACGGUGAGGACUGGCUAGAGUUACAAAAUAAAGACCCUCAGCAAAAUGGGGUGAACAGGGUGGAUGGCUAUAGCGACUUUAUGCUAUCGAAUCGGAUCUCCUACGAAAUGGACCUACGCGGGCCGAGUAUGACUAUCCGCACCGCUUGUUCGUCAGCGCUAGUUGGUCUUAAUGAAGCUUGUCUGGCAAUUCAACGAGGUGAUUGCAAGGCAGCCGUAAUCGGUGGUUCCAACCUGAUAUUUGCACCGGGAGUGACGGCAUUCAUGACAGAAAAAGGUGUUCUGUCUCCCGAUGGUUCCUGCAAAACCUUCUCUUCUGACGCAAACGGGUACGCGAGAGGUGAAGCCAUCACGGCUGUGUUCGUCAAACCACUAGAUGCUGCCCUUCGAGACGGGAAUCCAAUCCGUGCUGUGAUUAGGUCAGUCAUGUCCAACAGCGACGGGAGAACGCCAGGCAUCUCGCAUCCCAGUACCGAGAGUCAGGAGGCAUUGAUCAGGAAAGCAUAUGAGGCGGCUGGCAUCGCGGAUUUCUCCAAAACUGCCUUCAUAGAGUGCCACGGGACCGGCACCCCAACGGGAGACCCGGUUGAAACAAAUGCCGUGGCGAGGGUCUUUGGGGACUCCGGUGUAUUUAUUGGAUCAGUAAAGCCAAACUUGGGCCAUUCGGAAGGCGCGUCAGGUCUCACAUCUUUGAUCAAGGGAGUACUAGCUCUUGAGAACCGUACCAUCCCACCCAAUAUCAAGUUCUCGGCUCCUAACCCGAAGAUUCCUUUUGCAGAGGGCAAGUUGACUGUGCCUGUGGAGCCGACGCCUUGGCCCGAAUCACGAUGGGAGCGUGUCAGUAUCAACUCAUUUGGAGCUGGAGGAUCCAAUGCGCACGUCAUUCUAGAUUCUGCUCGGAGUUUCCAAAUCCCUGACCCUACACCAGAUGCUUUACUCGCCGGUCCACAAUUGUUGCUUCUCUCUGCCAGCUCCACAGCAUCUUUGCAAAAGAUGGCCAAUAAUUUCCAAGAUUGGGUCCCUCAACACCAGGAUCAGCUUCGAGACCUUGCCUACACUCUUGCAAACCGAAGGGAGCAUCUUCCCCAUCGGGCUUUCCUGGUGGCUGGUAGAGAUCAAGACGGCACCCCAUCACCAGGCAGGAAGGUGCCAAAUCCAUCCCCGAGUCUUGCCAUGGUCUUCACCGGGCAAGGUGCUCAAUGGGCACGUAUGGGGCGGGAGUUCCUCCUUCGCCCAGACUUCGGUUUCCAAAACACCAUCAGGACUCUUGACAAUUAUCUGAAAGCUGCACCUGAUGCUCCCGAGUGGACAUUGGAAGAAGAGCUCCUCAAACCUGCUAUGACUUCACGGGUUCAAGCAGCCGAACUCUCUCAACCAUUGUGUACUGCUGUUCAGAUUGCUUUGGUGGACCUCUUCGCCGCUGUGGGAGUAACCCCCACUGCAGUGGUGGGGCACAGUAGCGGCGAGAUUGGUGCCGCCUACGCUGCUGGAGCUUUAACAGGGAGAGAAGCCAUCAUUGCAGCCUGGCUGCGAGGCCAGGCUGCACAGAGGCAAAAAAGACCCGGCGCCAUGGCCGUGAUAGGGCUUGGUUGGGAUGAAGUCAGCAGCUUCAUAGCUCCUCCCAAAGUUGUUGUCGCCUGCGAAAAUUCGCCCAAGAGCGUCACUAUCUCUGGAGACGCAAGUGAAGUCCAAACAACUGUCGAGCGGAUUAGAAAUGAGCAUCCAACGGUGACAGCAAGGCUACUUAAAGUCGACAAGGCCUAUCACUCGUAUCACAUGCGCGAGAUUGGUAACGACUAUUAUUCCCUCAUCAGCAGGGAUUUGGUAGGGAAGCCGCCGGUGAAACCUUUCUUCUCCAGUGUCACUGGCAAACAGGCACAAAAUUUUUCUCUUGAUGCGACAUACUGGCAAAGGAACCUAGAAUCCACCGUGCUUUUCCGUGCAGCUGUCUCCGAUCUACUUGAACAUGUUGAGAACGUUGCCUUCUUGGAGGUCGGGCCACACCCUGCUCUCGCAGGACCCGUGAGACAAAUCCAGUCUACGGGGGAUCUUUCAAACCGAGCACCGUAUAUAGCGGCCAUGUCCCGCGGUGAAAAUUGUGUGGAAACGUUCCUGACUGCUAUUGGAAAGCUUUUCGAGCUGAACGUGCCGGUCAACUUGAACGCACUCUACCCAACUGGAUCUUGUCUCCCAGGCCUGCCACAGUACCCCUGGGACCACAGCGUUGACUACUGGCGCGAAUCAAGAAUUUCACGUGAAUGGAGAUGUCGCAAGUAUCCUAGUCAUCCUCUUCUGGGUGAACGCCAGCUCGAAAGUACCAGCCUUGAGCCUAGCUGGCGAAAUAUCCUUCGAGUUGAUGACGCCGGCUGGCUUCGAGACCACAAAAUCGAGGACAACAUCAUUUUUCCGUGUGCGGGCUACAUAGCUAUUGUCGGCGAAGCGGUCAAACAAGUCAGUGAAUCUCAAGGUAGCUAUACUUUACGACGCGUUGUGCUCAGCUCAGCCCUGGUCCUGAGCGAUGCAACACCCACUGAAGUGGUUACAACAUUUCGCCCCCAUCGUCUGACCGAUUCUCUUGGUAGCCAGUGGUGGAAUUUCACCAUAGCCUCAUACAAUGGCAAUAUGUGGACAAAGCACUGCACAGGCCAAGUUUCCGGUACUGUGGCUGAGAAGAGUCAGACCCAAAAUGCAGCAUUGAAGACUUCUCUGCCGCGAAAAUUGAAAGCAAAAAAGUACUACGACAUCUUGGGUCGCGCUGGCUUGCUAUUUGGUCCUCUCUUCCAGCAGCUUACUGACAUUCAAACGGGUACCAUACAAUCUUUCGCGAGAGCGAAAGUGUCUGGUGACAAGGCUGGAGACGAACAGUAUUACCAUCUACACCCCACAGUCAUUGACGCAUGUAUUCAGUCAGCUUCUCUUGCCGGCCUAAGAGGGAGUGUGCAAGCAAAGGAUUACAGACGAGUUCCUACUAAGAUUGAGCGGGUGAUUAUAUGUCAAUGCCUCGCCAGUGUCGACGACAUGCAGGUGAUGGCCUCGGCAGCAUUUGUAAAAGGCAAUGGCGACGUGGUUGGUCAAGUGCAACAAUGUAUUGCGGACGGCAAAAUUGUCAUGCACAUGGAAGGCUUGAAACUCUCGCCUCUAGAAGAGGCCGCUGAGGUAGGAGGAAUUAAUGGCCUUCAAACUACAGCACGAGUUACAUGGGGGCCACACAUCGACUUCUUAAAUGCAGCAACUCUGAUCAAGCCAUCGUUUCCUCGUCAUGUGUACACACCAUCCUUGGAUGUGCUGGCUCGACUAUGCAUGGUAUACGCCAAUCGACGCAUCAAGGAGGCUCACACUUCGUUGUCUCAUAUGUCCAUGUACCGCGACUGGAUUAACCUACAGGUGGAAGCUAUGAGCCUUGACGAAAAAUUGUCAUCCUUCACAGCAGUUGAUGAUGUUUUCAUCAUGGAUGGGAUUCAAAGCCUUGUGCAAAACCUGUCAGAGACGCCAGUCAUUGACUGUGCUCUCGCCCUCCAGAAAGUGGCCACCGACAUCUCAGCAUUAUUCUCAGGUGAAAUUGAGGCACUAGAUAUCCUUAUAGCUGAUGACACGCUUUAUAAACUAUACGUCGUCAUCGACGCCUGCGACCGAUCCCAGUUCAUGCGACACCUGGCCCAUAGCAAGCCCAACCUUCGUAUCCUGGAGAUUGGAGCAGGCACAGGCGCGACGACGGCCAGCGUGCUCAAGCUUUUGACCUCAUCGGGCUCUUCUACUUCCGGGGGACCGCCUCUGUACUCAAAGUAUACAUUUACCGAUAUCUCAUCUGGUUUCUUCGUGGCUGCCAAGAAACGUUUCAAAGACGAACAGAAUAUCGAGUAUCGCGUGCUUGAUAUCAGUGCAGACCCCGCCGAGCAGGGUUUCGACGGUGAGAAGUACGAUUUGAUUCUUGCCACCAAUGUUAUUCAUGCGACAAAGUAUAUCGGCGAAACCCUAAAGAAUGUCCGCAAACUACUCAACCCGACUGGCCGAUUGCUUCUUCAUGAACUUAAUUCCCCCUCUAAGUGGCCCAACUUUAUCUUGGGCACUCUACCGGGCUGGUGGCUUGGUGGGCCGGAUGGAAGACCCGACGAGCCGUAUGUAUCACCGGCCUGCUGGGAGUUGGAGCUGAAACGCGCCGGCUUUGCAAGCUUAGAUGCAGUUGUCCUCGAUGGCGAAGAGCCGUAUCAUUUGAAUGCUAUCAUGGUUGCAAAACCGGAGGUCGAUAACGUUUUGACAUAUCAGAAGAAGACAGUUAGUCUGCUGUGUGAAGCCACUGAUGACAGCCACGCAGACUGUCUUUCUCACCAGCUCAAAGGCAGGGGAUAUGGGGUCCAGGUAUUUCGGCUCGGGGACGAGCUUCCAAAAUCUCAGGACAUAAUCUCCCUACUCGAUUGUAGUCGUCCUUUCUUUGAAGGUAUUGAUGAGCCUAGGUUUCAAGCUUUUCAGCAUCUUUUGGAUAACCUUGGUCAGUCAAGUCUGCUAUGGGUCACUCACCUGUCUCAAGUGCAAUGUCCCGAUCCCAGCUUUGCCCAGGUCAUUGGUGCUGCCCGCUCGAUUCGCACGGAGAUGUUGUUGGAAUUCGCUACGUGUGAAGUGGAUGAUAUUCUUUCAUCACUUGACAAAAUAGUCGACGUUUUCGCCAAAUUCCAGGCAAGAGAGGAGGAUGAAUCCCUUAAGCCCGACUAUGAGUAUGCUAUUGUGGACGGUACCGUGUGUGUAGGAAGAAUUUACCCUUUCUCGCUAAAGGAGGAGCUCUUCUCGGUGACCAGUCCAGAAGACCGGUUAUUUCUUGACAUGGAAAAGCCCGGCCAUCUGACUUCUCUGAAGUGGAGUUCUCGGAAAGGAAGGCAACUGAUCGGUGACGAAGUCGAUGUUGAUAUCUAUGCUGUCGGCUUGAACUUCAAAGAUGUCUUGGGCGGGUUGGCAGUCGUUCCGUUCUCGGAAGAAGGCCUUGGAUUCGAAGCAAGCGGGAUUGUUCGCCAUGUUGGCCCUGAAGUGAAGAGGUUAACCCCCGGUGACCGGGUCAUGCUUCUGGGAGAUGGUUCUUUCUCGACUCAUAAUAUUACCUCCGAGCGGCUAUGUGCGAAGAUUCCUUCACUCUUAACCUUCGAAGAUGCAGCAACAUUGCCGGCCGUGUUCGCUACCGCAAUAUACUCGAUGUUCGAUAUUGGCGGCUUGCAGGAAGGACAGUCGAUUCUUAUCCACAGUGCAUGUGGUGGUGUGGGACUCGCUGCUAUCCAGCUUGCGCGGAUGGUGGGAGCUAAAAUAUAUGCCACCGUCGGUAGUGACGAGAAGGUGAGAUAUUUGAGGGAGACAUUUGGCCUGCCUAUAAACCGGAUAUUUAACUCCCGAGAUGCGAGCUUUGAGGAGGGAGUCAUGCGCGAAACGCAGAACCAGGGAGUAGACUUGGCUCUGAAUUCCCUUUCUGGGGAGCUUUUGCAUGCGACCUGGAGAUGCAUCGCCGAAUUUGGCAAGAUGGUUGACAUCGGAAAACGCGAUAUGCUAGGCGCUGGUCAGCUUGAUAUGGACGUCUUUCUUGGCGGCCGAACCUAUUCUUGCGUCUAUUUGGACCAGCUCAUGGCCAAGCGACCAUCUACAUGCAAGCGACUUCUCCUAUCUAUCCUGGAAUAUUUCCAGGCUGGUCACAUCACGCCGAUUAGACCUAUCGCGACUUUUGAUGCCAGUUUAGUUGAGGGUGCGUUUAGACAAAUGCAACAAGGCACACAUAUUGGCAAACUUGUCAUCUCCGUGCGAAACGUUGAAGGGAGCGCCAAAAUCGACACGGCCUCUGUGAAAAUGGCGAUGAGAGUAGAAUUAGACUCCACAGCAUCCUACUUACUCGUUGGAGGGCUUGGUGGCCUAGGACGAGCAGUGUCGCGACGCCUUGUAGAGCACAACGCUCGCCGUCUCGUCUACCUAUCACGGAAUGUCGGACUAGGUCCGGACGACAAAGACUUUGUCCGAGAGCUGGAGAGCUUGGGAUGUGAAGUUCAACUCAUCAAAGGCAGUGUUACUAGCGAGGCUGAUGUGACGCGGGCCAUCAAACAAGCACCCAACCUGAAAGGCAUCGUGCAAUGUUCGAUGGUGCUUCGGGACCAAGCUUUUUCGAAAAUGAGCUUAGACGAAUGGAAAGCAGCUGUUGAGCCGAAAGUCCAAGGAACGUGGCACCUUCACAAUGCGACAGAGGCAGCAGGGGUGGCCCUCGACUUCUUUGUGCUUUUCUCUUCCAUGUUUGGAGUUACUGGGCAAGCCGGUCAGGCCAAUUAUGCCGGUGCAAACACCUUCCUCGACGCCUUUGUCCAGUAUCGGACCAGUCUCGGCCUUGCCGUCUCUGCCCUUGAUAUCGGAGCUGUCCAGGAUAUCGGAUAUGUUUCGCAGGACGAACCCCUGCUGAAGAGAAUGAAGUUGGCGAGCGCGCAUGUAAUCACGGAAUCGGAGUUGUUGGAUGCAGUUAUUGCCACAAUUUCAUUUUCCUCGAUGGACAACGCAAAAGCCGAUGGCAUAUGGGGAACAACGGGUUUCGUUGAUAAAAAAACGCUCAUCCUCGGUCUAGGAACGGUCAUCCCGUUGAGCAGUCCGGAAUGCCGGGCGUUCUGGAGAAAAGAUCGACGAAUGGCUGUCUAUCAUAACUCCGUCAUCAAGCCGACUGUGAACGAGGCCCGCUCUGACCAGGGCAGUCUUCAAUCCUUCCUUGCGAAGGCCAAAACCGACCCUAAUAUCCUCGGAACCGACGAUACAGCGGCUUUUCUAGCGAGAGAAAUCGGGAACAAGCUUUUUAGCUUUUUGCUCAAGACGGGCGAGGAUUUGAACACCUCUCUCCCGCUUUCUCAGCUCGGUAUGGACUCGUUAGUGGGGGUGGAAAUGCGUACUUGGUGGAAACAGGCGUUCAGUUUUGACAUUACCGUGCUUGAGAUGAUGGGAAUAGGUAACCUUGACGGUUUGGGGAAGCAUGCGGCUAUGGGACUAUUGAAGCUGCUCGGGGAUGACUCUUCUUAG